AUGGAUUCUGCAAAAAUUUUCGCAAGGAGUUUUUCAUAUACAUAUACUCCUUCAAUAAUGCUUAUUAGCAGGAGACUUCAGCGAACAAUAGUCGGUAAGGAUAUGAAAGUCAUGUUCCUAUCGCUUACCAAUUUGAACCCUUUUUCCACUACACGAUCUUUUUGGUCUCAACCUAAGAUUUUUUACUUAAAAUCUCUACAAAAUUCUCAACAACUUACGUCACAUCAAAAAUUACACUUUUCAAAUAAAAGUCCUUUCGCAUUACCAAACGAAUUGCGAUUACUUAGAAAUGCUCAAGUUUCAAAAGAAUCGGUCAAGGGCACAAUAGAGAAUGAACAUAUAAAACACAAAGUUGCUAAAGAGGAGUCAAGUAUAAAUAAAGAAAAUACUUCUACCGCUACCAUAUAUAAAAAAAAAGCCUUAAUUACACGUAUCAAAGAUGAAUUCAUUCAUUAUUGGCACGGUACAAAACUGUUAGGAUUAGAAAUUAAGAUUUCAACCAAGCUCUUGUAUAAAUUAUUAAAGGGACAAAAGUUCACGCGUCGAGAACAAAGACAGCUUAGACGUACUACACAAGACUUGGUUCGACUUGUCCCAUUCUUAGUUUUCAUAGCUGUCCCUUUUAUGGAAUUUUUAUUACCAAUAGCAUUAAAAUUGUUUCCUAAUAUGUUACCUAAGAUGGCUAAAUUUUUACAAGAAACGAUUGCUGAAACAGGAACCACUGGAUCGAAAAGCGCUGAGGCCACGAAAGAAUUUACAGAAUUUUUCCGAAAGGUUCGUUCUACUGGAGAGCAAGCUAGUACCGAAGAUCUGCUUCGUAUAGCCAAUAUUUUCGAAGAUGAAUUAACGUUGGAUAAUUUAUCACGCCCUCAAUUGGUUAGCAUGUGCCGUUAUAUGAAUCUAAAUGCUUUUGGCACAGAUAAUUUCUUGAGGUACCAGAUUAGAAAUCGAAUGAGGAGUAUUAAGGAAGAUGAUAAGAUGAUAAUGGCUGAAGGGGUCGAAUCAUUGACCAUCCCAGAACUACAACAUGCGUGCCAGUCGCGUGGAAUUAGGACGAUUGGAGUUUCACCAGCACGUUUACGCAGUGAAUUGAGUCAAUGGCUGGAUCUUCAUUUAAAUCAUAAAGUACCUUCUACUUUAUUAAUCUUAUCUCGUGCUUUUAGUUUUGCAGAUCGAAAUGAAUUGGCAAACCAAGCUGAAGCUCUUCAAGCAACCUUGAAUAGCUUGCCAGACAAUCUUGUCAAUGAAGCUGAAUUGCAAGUUUCAGAAGCGGAUGGUGCAGCUACAUACAAGCAAAAACUUGAAAAAGAGGAAGCUGCAAGACGAGCUCAAAAAGAGGCAGAAGAAGCUGCCAAGGAAGCUGCCCUUGCUGAACAAUUACUUAGUGACGUUCAAGUUCCUGAGGAAGAUGUACGCAUGACAGAAGAGCAACUUCAAGAACUUCGUGCUGCACUUUCGAUUCUUUCUUCGAAAUCGGCAGUGCUGGAAGAAAGGGAAGCAUUAAAUGAAAUUAAGGUCGAUCGCGAAGAAUAUAAAGAGGAUAUUCAAGAGUUAAAAGAAACCGGAAAGCAUACAGAAUCUAAAGUUCAGCAUCGUCUUGGAGAACGGUUAGAAAAAAUGAUUCAAAAGAUUGAUAAAGAAUUGGUGCAGUAUGAUAGUGAAGUUGGGUCAAAAUUAAAUAUUAUUCAAGCCAAUGAAAGUGGACAAAUAAGUGUUCAUGAUUUGGAAGAAGCAUUAAGAGUUAUUAAACAUACACCUGGUGAUAAUGAGAGAAUCAAAAAAAUUGUGAAAAAACUGGAUGUAGAUGGUGAUGGAUUGGUAUUUUUGGAUCAUAUUUCCGAGCUAUGUACAGAAGGAGAAGGUUUAGGUGUAUUAGUAGAAAGAGAACUUGAAAGUAAUAAAGAAGAUAAAGUAAAAAAACCAAAAAAGGAGGACAUAGUACAAACAUGA
Funneliformis mosseae is the source of this 1950-nucleotide messenger RNA. Lineage: Eukaryota; Fungi; Glomeromycota; Glomeromycetes; Glomerales; Glomeraceae. The record is from the annotation of a GenBank genome assembly.